Messenger RNA from Manacus vitellinus (golden-collared manakin), 987 nucleotides. It is a transcript of the gene CD46, whose product is annotated as CD46 molecule. Lineage: Eukaryota; Metazoa; Chordata; Aves; Passeriformes; Pipridae. The record is from RefSeq and is a predicted model, not a curated record. Gene Ontology annotation, biological process: negative regulation of complement activation, classical pathway. The coding region runs from base 1 to 987 and encodes 328 amino acids. The transcript is spliced from 9 exons.
AUGGCUCUGCGCUGGCUCUUGGCGCUGCUGCUGGCACUGCCCGGCGCUUGGGGGACCUGCCCGCAGGCGCCAAUUUUCGUCUUUGCGGAGCUCACCACGACCCCCCAGGAAUCCUACCCCGUGGGGACCCAGCUGAGGUACCGCUGCCGCCCGGGGUACGUGAGGAACGGGGACCAGGCCCCCGUGGUCACCUGCCUCCCCAACUCCACCUGGUCGGAGCAGCCCGACUUCUGCAUCGGAAAGUCGUGUGGGCAACCAGACAUCUCAAAUGGCAACUUUCACACCAGCACCAAUCUGCUGCUUGGAGCGACCAUAACCUUCACCUGUAACAUUGGGUACCGACUAGUUGGGCCACCAACUGCACAGUGUGUAUUUAAAAAUGGUGAAGCUUACUGGGAUAACAUUCCAAUCUGUGAGAUUAUUGCCUGCCCACCACCUCCUGAAAUCAAGAAUGGGCAGCUCCUUGGUGGGGAAGAAUUCACCUUUGGCACCUCUGUAAGUUACAGCUGUAACACUGGUUUGUCUCUUAUUGGAGAUGUCACAAUUUACUGUACAAUGGGCCCUAACUACCAGGGAACCUGGAAUGCUCCAGCCCCUGAAUGCAAAAUGGUCAGCUGUGAAGAUCCAGACGUGAAAAAUGGGAAAAGGUUGUCUGGCUUUGGCCUUGAGCACACAUAUAAAGAUACAGUGAGCUUUGAGUGUAAUCCUGGUUAUAAAAUGAAUGGUAGUAGUGUAGUUACCUGUGAAGCAAACAGUUCCUGGACUCCACCUCUGCCAACAUGUGAGAAAAUGGGAAAAAACCCCUUCUGGAAAGGAGUAAACUUCUUCUCUUUCCUUAGGUAUAAGGUAAUAAACCCUUCUGCCAAAUGUGUGGCAUCAGGAAAUGGAGUUCACUGGGAUCCAGCACCUCCCUACUGCUCAAGAGCAAACAUGAUCGUUGUUGGAAUCUUCCCCCUCCUCCUGGCAAUGCUGAUCAUGAACAUCUAA